AUGUUUCAAGCAAAUUGGACAACUAGAACAGUUUUUAUCUUCCUGGGAUUUUCCCACUAUCCCAAAGUCGAGAUAAUCAUAUUUGUUCUCUGUCUGCUGAUGUACCUGACCACCUUGCUGGGCAAUACUGUUCUGAUCUCCAUCACCAUCCUGGAUUUCCAUUUGCACACUCCUAUGUAUUUCUUCCUCAAUAAUCUCUCCUUUCUGGACAUCUGGUAUACUUCUUGUGCUCUCACUCCCAUGCUGGUAAAUUUUGUUUUAAGGAAAAAUACCAUCUCAUCAGGAUGUGCUUCCCAGAUGUACUUAUCUCUAGCUAUGGGCUCCACCGAGUGUAUACUCCUCUCCAAGAUGGCACAUGAUCGGUAUGUGACUAUCUGCAACCCCCUGAGAUAUCCCAUCAUCAUGAACAGGAGGCUCUGUGUAUAGAUUGCAGCUGGAUCGUGGGUGAAAGGCUGCCUCAUUGCCCUGGUAGAAACUCUAUCUGUGCUGCAGCUGUCUCUCUGUGGAAACAGCAUCAUUAAUCACUUUGCUUGUGAGAUUUUGGCUGUACUGAAAUUGGUUUGUGGAGAUAUCUCUAUGGCACAGUUAAUAAUGCUGCAGAUCAGCAUACUUAUUCUUCCCAUGCCAAUGAUAUUCAUAUGUAUCUCUUAUGCAUUUAUCCUCACCAACAUCCUAAGAAUCAGCUCAGUGGAUGGUUGUAGCAAAGCCUUUUCAACGUGUGUGGCUCACUUGACGGUGGUGGUUUUGUUCUAUGGGACAGCUCUCUCUAUGUACCUGAAGCCCUCAGCCAUAGAUUCACAAAGGCUGCCUCCACAGGUCAACAACCUCAUCCUCUUCGUCUCUGAGUCUUCCUGCCAGGAACAUCCUUCAUGUGGACAUCCUCCUUCUACUACUCAGGCUCUGACUCCAUGCCAUACUGCCCUUUUGCAUAAGUGUUCUCACUCCUCCUGGACUCAGAUUUAA
Lepus europaeus (European hare) is the source of this 963-nucleotide messenger RNA. RefSeq names its product olfactory receptor 13F1-like. Gene Ontology annotation, biological process: G protein-coupled receptor signaling pathway. Gene Ontology annotation, cellular component: membrane. NCBI's taxonomy places the organism in Eukaryota, Metazoa, Chordata, Mammalia, Lagomorpha, Leporidae. The record is from RefSeq and is a predicted model, not a curated record. Gene Ontology annotation, molecular function: olfactory receptor activity; G protein-coupled receptor activity.